AUCGGACGCAUCUAGACCAACGACGUCAAUGCUCUGAGUCUUCAUUUUCGACAAAAGCAGCUUCUCCAACCCAUUGUCUAGCUUCUCCCUCUCCACCGAACCCACACAACCGUGUUUCCCUGUGUCCUGUGCGUGUGUUUUGGAGCUCCAGGCGUAGCCAUGGCUGAGGUACUGGCCACCAUGGUGGUUGGGUCACUGGUGUCCAUGGUGAAGGACAAGGCCUCCAGCUACCUCCUGGACCAGUACAAGGUGAUGGAGGGCAUGGAGAAGGAGCACGAGGUCCUCAAGCGCAAGUUGCUGAACAUCUUGGACGUCAUUACCGAUGCCGAGGAGCAGGCAGCAGCCAAGAGAGAAGGGGCGAAAGCUUGGCUGGAGAAGGUCCGGAAGGUGACCCACCAGGCGAAUGAUGUCCUCGAUGAGUUCAAGUACGAGGCACUGCGCCGCAAAGCCAAGGAGGAGGGCCGCUACAAGGACCUCGGCAUGGAUGUAAUAAAGCUCUUCCCUACUCACAACCGUAUUGUUUUUCGUUACAAGAUGGCAAACAAGCUCCGUAUGAUCCUGCAAGAAAUUGAUGACCUCAUCAAAGAGAUGAAUGACUUUAGGUUCAGGUUCAAACUAGGGCCAUUAGAGCCCAUAAAUUACUUGAGGCAGAAUAAUCCUGAUAUCAUCGACCCUGUGAACAUUGCUAAAGAAUCAAGAGCCCAAGAGAAGAAGGAUGUUGUUGAUAGAUUACUUGGUCAAGCUAGUAGCCCGGAUCUCACGGUCCUUCCAAUCGUUGGAAUGGGGGGAUUGAGCAAGACCACCUUGGCACAGCUCAUUUACAAUGACCCUGAAAUCAGGAAGCAUUUCCAGUUGCGGCUUUGGGUGUGUGUCUCUGAUAACUUUGAGGUGGAUUCCCUGGCUGAUAGAAUAGUGAAAGAGAAUGGUUGUGAAGCAAGUGGAAGUUCAGCAUUGGACAAGCUUCACAAUGUAGUGAAGGGUAAGAGGUACCUCCUCGUAUUGGAUGAUGUCUAGAACCGUGAUGAGCAUAAGUGGGAAAGGCUGAAGUCCAACCUUUAGCAUGGUGGCAGUGGUAGCUCAGUGUUGACAACAACUCGCGAUGGAGCAGUUGCUGACAUAAUGAUGGGUAAAACUGAAGGAGCCUAUAAACUUGAAAGCUUGGGUGCAUACUUCAUAGAGAAAAUUAUAAAGACAAGAGUAUUCAGAUCACAAAAAGAAGAGGAAUGGCCUGUUGAACUAGUUAAAAUGGUCGGAGAAGUUGCCAAGAGAUGUGCUGGUUCUCCUUUAGCUGCUACAGCAUUGGGCUCUUUACUGCGUACCAAGACCAGCAAGCAAGAAUGGGAAGGUAUACUAAAUAGAAGCAUGAUUUGUGAUGAGGAAAAUGGAAUUUUACCAGUACUUAAACUCAGUUACAAUAGCUUUCCGUCAUAUAUGCGGCAAUGCUUUGUUUUUUGUGCUAUGUUUCCUCAGGAUUAUGAGAUUGAUGUGCAAAGUCUAAUCCACCUAUGGAUGGCCAAUGGUUUUAUCCCAGAGCAACCAGGAGUGUGUCCUGAAACCAUUGGAGAAAAAAAUUUCAAUGAGCUGAAGUCGAGGUCAUUUUUCAGGAUUUGAAAGGCUUCCCAUUUGACGAAAGAAUUUCUACUUCUGGAAUGAACAAGUAUUGUUCUAGAAUUACUUGUAAGAUCCACGACCUUAUGCAUGAUGUUGCAGAAUCUGCUAUGGGAAAAGAAUGUGCUGCAAUAACUACACGCCCGAGCCAAAGUGAGGAUGCUCUUCAUUCAACUCGUCAUUUGUAUUUAUCAGUCUAUCGACCAGAAAAUCUUCUGAAUGCUUCCCUAGAGAAAGGAUCUCCAACUUUCCAAACAUUGAUAUGUGACGGAUAUGUAAAAGAAGAUAUGAAGAUCUUAUCAAAAUACAACUCUAUUAGAGCAUUAAAGAUCAA
This is a messenger RNA of Panicum virgatum (switchgrass), 1942 nucleotides long. Its product is annotated as putative disease resistance protein RGA3. Lineage: Eukaryota; Viridiplantae; Streptophyta; Magnoliopsida; Poales; Poaceae. The record is from RefSeq and is a predicted model, not a curated record. The transcript has a single exon. The coding region runs from base 160 to 1014 and encodes 284 amino acids. Gene Ontology annotation, molecular function: ADP binding.